Arabis nemorensis is the source of this 1761-nucleotide messenger RNA. NCBI's taxonomy places the organism in Eukaryota, Viridiplantae, Streptophyta, Magnoliopsida, Brassicales, Brassicaceae. The record is from the annotation of a GenBank genome assembly.
AUGGUUCUUGUCCUCAAAAGUGUUAGAUUCUUCAAACGAUUCUCGACUUCAGCGACUCCAUCGACAUUAUCUGCUUCUGAUUGGAAAACCCAAUUGAAACUUUCCCGAUUAGCCACCGAAAUCUCUUCGAUUCUCUUACAACGUCGCGAUUGGACCACUCAUGUUCGAGAUGUUAAACCGAAACUCCCUAAGUCGACACUUACACCUCCGAUAUUCCUCCAGAUCCUCCGUGAAACUCGAGAUUCCCCAAAAACCACACUUGAUUUCUUCGAUUGGGCUAAAACCCAUCUCCGGUUUGAGCCGGAUCUUAAGUCUCAUUGUCGGGUAAUCGAAGUUGCUACCGAAUCAGGUCUCUUGGAACGAGCAGGAACACUCUUGCUUCCUCUUGUUGAAACCCAUUCAGCUUCUAUAGUUAUAGGAUCGAUGCAUAGGUGGUUUGAAGGUGAAGUUUCACUCUCUGUCUCGCUUAGUUUAGUUCUUGAGUGUUAUGUCUUAAAGGGUAGUUACCAAAACGGCUUGGAUGUGUUUGGUUCGAUGAGAAGUUUGAGACUUUCGCCUUCUCUUCGUGCUUAUAACUCUCUUCUUGAUUCUCUGGUUAAAGAGAGUCAGUAUAGAGUGGCUUUGUGUUUGUAUAGUGCCAUGGUUCGAAACCGGGUUGUGUCUGAUGGGUUAACUUGGGAUUUGGUUGCACAGAUUUUGUGUGGACAGGGAAAAUCCAAGAGUGUUGUUAAAUUGAUGGGAACUGGUGUUAAAAGCUGCAAGAUUUACGCCAAUCUUGUGGAAUGUUAUAGCAGGAAUGGGGAAUUCGAUGCAGUGUUUAGUGUGAUUCAUGAGAUGGAUGACAAGAAACUAGAGCUGAGUUUCUGCUCUUACGGUUGUGUAUUGGAUGAUGCGUGUAGAUUGGGAGAUGCUGAGUCGAUCGAUAAGGUUCUUAGUUUAAUGGAGGAGAAAAAGUUUCUUACUUUAGGUGAAUCGCCCGUGAAUGAUCAGAUUAUCGAAAGGCUCUGCGAUAUGGGGAAAACGUUUGCCUCUGAGAUGCUUUUCCGUAAAGCAGGUAACGGUGGAUCAGCGAGAUUGCAGGAUGGGACAUAUGGCUGUAUGUUAAAAGCUUUGUCUCGAAACGGGAGAACAAAAGAAGCUGUUGAUGCAUAUCGAUUGAUUUGUCGAAAAGGUAUUACGGUACUGGAUGAGAGUUGUUAUAAUGAAUUCGCAAAUGCUCUUUGCGAAGAUCAGAAUAGCUCAGAUGAAGAAGAGGAGUUACUGCUUGUAGAUGUUGUAAAGCGCGGUUUUGUUCCUUGUACACACAAAUUAUCAGAAGUUUUAGCAACUCUGUGUCGGAGCAAAAGAUGGAAGCAGGCAGAGAUGCUUCUUGAUUCGGUUAUGGAAAUGGAAGUUUAUUUCGAUUCCUUUUCGUGCGGGUUAUUGAUGGAACGGUACUGCAGAAGCGGGAAGUUAGACAAAGCGAUGGAACUACAUGAAAAGAUAAAGAAGAUGAAAGGAAGUUUAGAUGUGAAUGCUUAUAACGCGGUUCUUGAUCGGCUUAUGAUGAAGCAAAACAAGAUGGUAGAAGAAGCCGUUGGAGUGUUCGAGUACAUGAAAGAGAUGAAUUCAGUGAACAGCAAGAGUUUUACGAUCAUGAUCCACGGGUUAUGUCGCGCAAAGGAGAUGAAGAAAGCUAUGAAAUCUCAUGAUGAAAUGUUGAAACUGGGGAUGAAACCUGAUUUAGCAACCUAUAAACGUCUAAUUUCAUGUUUCAAAUAA